Messenger RNA from Macrosiphum euphorbiae (potato aphid), 831 nucleotides. The record is from the annotation of a GenBank genome assembly. NCBI's taxonomy places the organism in Eukaryota, Metazoa, Arthropoda, Insecta, Hemiptera, Aphididae.
AUGAACUCGUCGACUUACUGUGUAGCCCAGUUGAACAUGAAUCUCGUUCCUGAUCAGAUACUGGACUAUAGCAGGGCUAACGGGGUUGAGGUGCUUCUGCUUCAGGAGGUACCGACCUCGGGUAACAGACUUGUAGGAUUCGACUACAGUGCCGUUAGGACGGUUCUCAGCUGUAAGGAAGGUAGUGCAAGGGCAGCCAUAGUUGUUCUAAAUCAGGACAUCGAGGUGGUCGCCUUGCAGGGGCUCAGCGAUAGACACUUCGCCGUGGCUAGCCUUAGGAAAAGGCAUGGUCAGGCGGUCGUUUUCGUGUCGGCUUACUUCAAGUACAGCAUCCAGACACACAUCUUUACGGCUAGGUUAGGUGGAAUCUUGGAUAGGAUCGACCAAGACGUCGUGAUAGGUGCUGAUGUGAACGCGCACUCGCCGCAAUGGUUCAGUCGGCCGGGCAACAACACGGGUUCAGCCCGUGGGACCCACGUCGAAUCCCUGAUUGCGGAGAAACACUUGACGGUGCACAACCAGCCAGGCCGCCUCGUCACGUACGAGGGGCACGGUAUGGGGUCAUCAAACAUAGAUGUGACUCUGACGAGAGGGGGUUCCUUGGUGAACUCCGUUUCUGAGUGGGACGUGCUCGAUAUCACCGAUAGCGACCACAGGACCAUCAGAUUCAAGAUCCGAAUCGGAUCAGGGCCAGAAGGGCCCGCACUAGGGAAACGUCGCUUCAAUACUAGGAAAGCCAAUUGGGAUAGGUUUAGGUGGGUUCUGGCCCAGAAGGUUCUCGGUGACCCUGAGACCAUGGUGGCGGGUGCGAUGUCGUCGCUGGUGCCCUAA